AUUGCCCCCAAUGACAUCCAAAAUGGUAUCUUUUUUCGGUUGGAUCUUACUUACUUGUCGCCUUCCCAACAAAGCCAAACAGAAGAAGACUUGAUCAAGAAAGAAAAAGAAGCAAUCAUAAUCUUAGCUAGACAGCACUCUAGCUAGCUAGUGACACUAGUUUUCUGACACUCUUUCAUUUUCCUUUUUACUUUGCUUGACAAUGGUUUCAUCGGUUUUCUUGACGUGGUCUCUCGGCAUCCUUUUGGUUGCUCAUCGGGUGUCUGCUUGGACCAUUCCCACCCGUUAUUCUGUCAAGACGACCUUGGCUGCCACUGCCGACAGCAACGAGGAGGACGAUACCUUGGCAUCGGUCUAUUCGCGUGCGGUCGACGACGAACCCUAUGCUUACUUUCAGAUGCAAAAGAUCCCCACAGAUGCCAUUCCCAUGGCAGGGUCUGCCUCUCGCCUGGAUCAUGUGGUGGACUGUGCGGAACAUGGAGAAUGCAAUGUGGAAGAAAUGAUGAACAUGAUUGAUGAACUGGAACGUCUCAAUGAAGAGUGCACCAGCGAAACAUCUGGCUCGAGGGAAUGCCAACUCGACACUGUGGCAGCACGCAACGUCUUGAAGGUGGCCUUGGCUUCCAAGGUCAUGAUGGAGGAUGUCAUGCGUUUUCAAGAGACGAGUGAACAGGAAGAUCCAUAUGCUUCCAUGAUGGAUAUGGAGGAUGAAUACCACGACAGCACCAUGCAGGAAAUCCCAACGGCCGCCCUGCAAGAAGCGGAUUUGGAUCGGAUUGUGCAGUGUGCCGAGGAUGGAGAAUGCGACGUGGGAGAAAUGACGGACAUGAUUGAAGAGUUGGAACGACUCAAUCUGGACUGCGAAGGCACUAUUAGUCGAGAAUGCAGUUUGGAUGCCAGGGCAGCCCGCAACAUUCUAAAGGUGGCCCUAGCGUCGCAGGCGGCCAUGGCAAAGCAAAUGAGCCAAGAGACUCGUGGAGAACGACGAGGGCCGACGCCUUGAACAUGCAAACAGCACUACAUGGCAAUCACUGAAACAACCAAGAACGACGAGGCCAUCAGCCUUGAAGCAAACACACUGUCAAUCAAGCAAUCAACAAACAAGAUGCAAGCACCGGUAGCUAGCUCCAUACAUACAUCAUGUACCGUAGCACUCUCAUUAGAAGUCAUCAUUUUGUACGCACGUUACAUCUAUAGUUACCAGUAGCAUUAUUUUCUUCUUCCCAUUAUUAUAGCCAAUGUUUCAAAAGAUCAAGGUGACCUCCCUUUGCAGCUCACCAUCCGGAAGGAAGGAUCGUUGCUUGUGU
Messenger RNA from Seminavis robusta, 1307 nucleotides. The record is from the annotation of a GenBank genome assembly. Lineage: Eukaryota; Bacillariophyta; Bacillariophyceae; Naviculales; Naviculaceae.